GCCGGACGCGCCCCGAUGCCCAGGCGGCGCUGCGGGGCCUGGGGCCAAGGGUCCCGGACACGCGUGCAAGGGGCUGCGGAGGUCAACUUUGUCGUGUGCCAACUCUUUGCCUUGUUAGCUGCUGUUUGGUUUCGAACUUAUCUACAUUCAAGCAAGACUAGUUCUUUUAUACGACAUAUAGUUGCUACCCUUUUGGGACUUUAUCUUGCAUUUUUUUGCUUUGGAUGGUAUGCCUUACAUUUUCUUGUACAAAGUGGGAUCUCCUACUGCAUCAUGAUCAUCAUAGGAGUGGAGAGCAUGCACAAAUACUGUUUCGUGUUCGCUCUGGGAUACCUCACAGUAUGCCAAAUCACCAGGGUCUAUAUCUUUGAUUAUGGACAAUAUUCUGCAGAUUUUUCAGGCCCAAUGAUGAUCAUUACUCAGAAGAUCACGAGUUUGGCCUAUGAAAUCCACGAUGGAAUGUUCCGAAAGGAUGAAGACCUGACUCCAUCCCAGCGAGGGCUUGCCGUGAGGCGUAUGCCCAGCCUCCUGGAGUAUGUGAGCUACACUUGCAACUUCAUGGGCAUCCUGGCAGGCCCGCUGUGCUCCUACAAAGACUACAUCACGUUCAUCGAGGGUCGUGCAUACUACAGGGCACAGCCGAGUCACAACGGGAAAGAAGUGGCUCAGGGGGAGCGAGUGGACCCGUCUCCAAAGGCGGCGGUGACGCAGAAGCUGCUCGUGUGUGUGCUGUCCCUGCUGGUGCACCUGACCGUCUGCAGCGCGCUGCCUGUGGGCUACAACAUCGACGAGCAGUUCCGGGCCACGGCCUCCUGGCCGACCAGGGUGGCCUACCUGUACGUCUCUCUGCUGGCUGCCCGGCCCAAGUACUACUUUGCCUGGACCUUAGCGGAUGCUAUUAAUAAUGCCGCAGGCUUUGGUUUCAGAGGAUACGAUGGGAACGGGGUGGCUCGCUGGGACCUCAUCUCCAACCUGAGGAUUCGGCAGAUAGAGAUGUCGACCAGUUUCAAGAUGUUCCUGGAUAACUGGAACAUCCAGACAGCACUGUGGCUCAAAAGGGUGUGUUAUGAGCGAGCCACCUUCAUCCCGACUGUGCAGACCUUCUUCCUGUCGGCCAUCUGGCAUGGCGUGUACCCCGGCUACUACCUGACGUUCCUCACGGGCGUGCUCAUGACUGUCGCCGCCCGGGCUAUGAGAAGUAACUUCAGACAUUACUUCACGGAGCCUCCGCAGCUGAAGUUCUGUUACGACGUCCUCACGUGGACGGUGACGCAGAUCGCAAUAAGCUACACCGUUGUGCCCUUCGUGCUCCUGUCUAUAAAGCCGUCCCUCACCUUCUACAGCUCCUGGUAUUACUGCCUUCACAUUUGUGGAAUCUUAGUUUUAUUAUUGUUGCCAGUGAAAAAAACCCGGAGUGGAGAGACUGCACACAAAAACCUCCAGACCUCACCUUCCCAAAAGUCCAACGAAAGAGACAGUUCUUUAGGGCAGAACAGCUUCUCCACGACGAACAGCAUUAGCAGUCAGAACCAGGAGGUGGGCUUCAGACACUGGUCGCCCCAGCCGUGACACUUUGGUGGCGUAGCUCGGUCUCCACCGUGCAGGGCUCAGGUCGCCCGCAGACUGGCGGGGAAGGGGCAGCAUGGAGGGCACGGCCAGCGCCGAGGGAAGCAGCUCUGCAGCCGUCCCUGGCCACGCCGUACUCGGAGUGUCCCAUCCUCAGUGGGCACCAGUGACCCUCCCCGCUGCGCCCCCGAGGCCGAAUGCAUGCUGCGCAUCCCGAGUGCGAAGCAGCAGAGAUGGAAUCGUGCCAGUCGGUGAUUGCGACGGAUUCACUUUUCCAAAUGAAUGUCUUGCCUUAAACCCUCUAUCUCUGAAAAUAUUGUUCCUCGGUGGUCUUUUCAGGUGGAACGGUGUGAGAAGCCUGUUUCAGUAUUCCAUGUCGUAUGCUGUAAAGGGAUUUAGGAAGAAUUUGAAAUGGGAUAUUUAAGGUUGUGGAGACUUUUUUAAAAACGCAAUAAACAUCUCAGUAUUUGAAGGGUUUUCUUAA
Chinchilla lanigera (long-tailed chinchilla) is the source of this 2050-nucleotide messenger RNA. It is a transcript of the gene Mboat2, whose product is annotated as membrane bound O-acyltransferase domain containing 2. The record is from RefSeq and is a predicted model, not a curated record. Gene Ontology annotation, biological process: lipid modification. Gene Ontology annotation, molecular function: acyltransferase activity. The transcript is spliced from 13 exons. Lineage: Eukaryota; Metazoa; Chordata; Mammalia; Rodentia; Chinchillidae. Gene Ontology annotation, cellular component: membrane. The coding region runs from base 16 to 1569 and encodes 517 amino acids.